Molecule: messenger RNA, 1335 nt
Organism: Exophiala viscosa
Lineage: Eukaryota; Fungi; Ascomycota; Eurotiomycetes; Chaetothyriales; Herpotrichiellaceae
Product: heterokaryon incompatibility protein-domain-containing protein
Exons: 2
Coding region: 1-1335 (444 amino acids)
Source: RefSeq, a predicted model, not a curated record
AUGUCUGUACACAGCAUUGGUGCGUCAGAGCCUCGACCAACUGUAAUGUCAUUGUCAGAAACUCGCGUUGCAUAUCCAAAACUGCUUACCGGUUCUCAAACAAGACUUGUCCACAUCCAGCACGGUUCCUCAAGCUCAAACUUCGUGGCAUCGCUGGAAGUCGUCGAUCUGGACAUCGACACUCGAAGCUCUUACGAUGCUUUGUCAUACCAUUGUGGAGACAUGACAGCGGUAUCGCAGGUACAUCUACCCGACCUGGACAUCUACCUGCCUAUCGCCAGAAACUUGACAGAUGCUCUCAAUCGAGUCCUGAAGGACGGAAUCCCCGGUCCGUUUUGGAUUGAUGCAAUUAGCAUCAAUCAAAUUGACAUUGAGGAACGUAACCAGCAAGUUCGUCUGAUGACUCGCAUCUUCAGGGGUGCACGGCAGGUCUUCUCGUGGCUCGGUCCCGAUGAUGAGAAGAGGGCGAUCUUGAAAGCCUUCUAUGGCCGCCCUUAUUUCAGAAGAGCGUGGGUCGUCCAGGAGAUUAUCGUUGCGCGAGAAAUACACGUUCUUUGUGGUGCCUUACCUUCGUUCGACUUUGAAGUCGUGUUUGCUGCGGCGUGGUGGCUAUCGUAUAUUGCUUUACGGCAAUUGCUUGAACAUAGUGUCGAGUUUACAAGACUCGGUGCCGGGAGAGUUCUCUAUCUCCGCGCCUUGCGUCAACAAUUUCAAGAAAAGGGAGCUGCGUCCCAGGCGUUCUUCGACACCGCAUGGUUCAGCGAGAGCUCCGAUCCGCGAGACAAGUUCUUUGCAACUCAAGGCAUCUUCGAUAUGUCGAACGCCAUUAAACACCAUUUCGAGGUGGACUACAGGCGCCCCUCCUGGUUUGUAUGCGGAGAAGCUAUUCGAGGCAUAAUAAAAGCCUCCAGAUCCUUAUACGUGCUCAGCAUCACGAAAAUCUUCUUCCCUCCAGACCCUUCCUUUCCGUCUUGGGUGCCCCGGUUCGAUGGCAAAGCAGACGAUUUCGCUUCCCAUCCCGAGCGUGAAGCUUGGACACCUGAUCUGAGCAAAAUUUCUGGCAGACCACAUGCUUCGCCUGGGACAGAGCCCUGUCUGAGGGAGACCGGCCAGCAUCGCGUCCUCUCCCUCCUCGGCAUAAAACACCAGUUCAAAAUUGCCAAAGUGAUACCCUUUGCCCCGCAGGCUUCGCCCAGGCUCGUACCGACCCUUUCCGAAUGUGGAAGUGGCUUGGGUGGCCCGCAGCACGCAUAUUCGCGAGACUGUGCCGUCUUCCUCACUCGACGACCGACAAGCGUGGAAUUGCGGACGCUUUCGCAACAUGCACCACGAUGA